CACCUGGCGAGUCGCCGUAGGGAGGAGCAAACGUCGCCCUAGCAACGGCCGAGGUUUAGCUUAGUUAGCUAUAGGAUCCUUCUAAGGCGGACUGAGUUACUGGUAAAAGAAAAACGCCUUAAAUUCCCAGUUUAGUAACCGAAGCUGUGAUGGCGACAAGCAACCCGUCCGUGUUUCUGCUCACGGUGAACGGACAGAUAGAGGGAGCCAACUUUCCAGAGUAUGACGAUUUGUACUGCAAAUACUGUUUCGUCUACGGUCACGACUGGGCUCCCACUACAGGGUUGGAGGAAGGCAUCACACAAAUAACCCGUAAAAACAGCCAAUCUUCACACAGGUUAAUAUGGAACUUUCCACUGGAAACAACGUUUAAGAGCACAAAUCCUUCUGGAUGGCCUCAGCUAGUAGUGAGUGUAUACGGUCCAGAUGUGUUUGGCAACGAUGUGGUCAGAGGCUACGGAGCAACACAUGUCCCCUUCACACCUGGACAACAUACAAGAACCAUCCCCAUGUUUGUUCCUGAGCCGACGUGGAGACUUCAGAAGUUCACAGGCUGGUUGUUGGGACGGCGGCCCGAGUACACAGACCCCAAAGUGGUAGCCCAGGGUGAAGGCAGAGAAGUGACUAGGGUUCGUUCUCAAGGCUUCGUUACGGUUUCCUUUCACAUCUUGACUAAAGACAUGAAGAAAAUGGGAUAUGACAUCGGACCGUCAAGCCCUGCAAACUCAGCAUCUGUUACAUCUGGCUGGUCGACUGAGGAACAACAAUAAUGACACGUAAUAAGAGACUGUUGGGGCAGUUAACCUGUCCACUCAUUCUUUUCCCACAAGGACAUUUUUGUCUGCCAAAAUACAUCCACAACGCUCACAUCAACUAAUUUAUUUACCUCUUUGAUAGUAAUCCUGCAAUGCUAAAAAUGAAAUUAUUUUAAUGCGAUCAUAGUUAAUCAGAUAUUUUCUAUUGUCCUACUUUGCUAUUUUUUUUUAAAAAGUUUUUAAAUAAAUGCAAAUUUCACCAAAA
This is a messenger RNA of Acanthochromis polyacanthus (spiny chromis), 1020 nucleotides long. RefSeq names its product B9 protein domain 1 (gene b9d1). The transcript is spliced from 7 exons. The record is from RefSeq and is a predicted model, not a curated record. Bases 150 to 770 code for a protein of 206 amino acids. Lineage: Eukaryota; Metazoa; Chordata; Actinopteri; Pomacentridae. Gene Ontology annotation, biological process: cilium assembly. Gene Ontology annotation, cellular component: MKS complex.